AUGAAGACGGUUUUGAUGGUGGCUGAAAAGCCAUCGCUGGCACAGUCGCUGGCUAAAAUUUUGUCUAAUGGCAACAUGAACUCAAGGAAGGGCUCCAAUGGAGCCUGUUCAAUUCAUGAUUAUACAGGGAAGUUUAAUGGAGAGACAGUCCAUUUCAAGAUGACAUCAGUGUGCGGCCAUGUUCUGGGUGUUGAUUUUCCAGGCAAAUACAACAACUGGGACAAGGUGGAUCCAGUUGAGUUAUUUACUGCGCCCAUCACCAAGAAGGAAGCGAACCCAAAUCUGCACAUGCCAAUGUUCCUCAGAAAAGAGGGAACAAAUGCAGACUAUUUAGUCCUGUGGCUUGAUUGUGACAAAGAAGGAGAAAACAUCUGUUUUGAAGUCAUUGAUUGUGUGAAGAGUGUUAUGAAUCGUGUUCCUGGCCAGCAAAUUUACAGAGCCAAGUUCAGUGCAAUCACAGAAACAGAAAUCAAGCAUGCCAUGAGCCAUCUUGUGGAGCCCAACAAGAACGAAGCCUUGUCGGUGGAUGCCAGACAGGAGCUGGACUUGAGGAUCGGUUGUGCCUUCACUCGUUACCAAACAUGCUUCUUUCAGGGUAAAUAUGGAGAUUUGGACAGCACACUCAUUUCUUUUGGGCCAUGCCAAACACCAACUCUAGGAUUUUGUGUAGAACGUCAUGACAAGAUCCUGUCAUUCAAGCCAGAACCAUAUUGGGUGAUAAAUGUCCAGGUUUCUUCACCAAAUAUUAAAACUCUGCGCUUAGACUGGGAAAGAGUGAGACUGUUUGAUAAAGAAGUUGCCCAGAUGUUUCUCAAUCGGAUCAAAGCUGGGGAAUCAGCUGUCGUACUAGACGUUGUAGAGAAGAAGGGAGAGAAAGCAAAGCCUCUGGCUUUGAACACAGUGGAAAUGCUGAGAGUGGGCAGUUCUGGUCUUGGCUUUUCACCACAACAUACCAUGCAGAUAGCAGAAAGGUUGUACACACAGGGCUACAUCAGCUACCCCAGGACUGAAACCAACUCUUACCCGGACAGCUUUGAUUUAAGAGGCCCUCUGAAACAGCAAGCAUCUCAUCCACACUGGGGUCAGUUUGUGUCUGAACUGUUGAAGACUGGAAUUCAAAAACCUAGGAAAGGGCAUGAUGCUGGUGAUCAUCCUCCCAUUACUCCAAUGAAGUCUGCAACCGAGGGAGAGCUAGAUCAUGACAGUUGGAGGCUCUAUGAUUACAUCACUAGACACUUCAUUGCUACAGUGAGCCCCAACUGUGUAUACCUGCAGAAGACAGUCUACUUUGAAAUAGGCUCUGAAAAGUUCUCCUGUUCUGGCAAGGCUGUAAUAGAUCUUGGCUUUACUGCUAUCAUGCCUUGGUUACAGAUCCAAGACGAUGAAGAGAUCCCUCCUUUGAAGCCAGAUGACAAACUUUCAGUGGAUGAGGUGAAACUAGUGGAGAAACAAACCUGCCCCCCAGACUACCUAACAGAGAGUGAGCUCAUCACCCUCAUGGAGAAACACGGCAUCGGCACUGACGCCAGCAUCCCCGUCCACAUCAACAACAUUUGUGAACGUAAUUAUGUCAACAUCAUUGCCGGCCGAAAGCUGAAGCCCACUAACCUUGGCAUUGUUCUGGUUCAUGGCUAUCAAAAGAUUGAUGUAGACUUGGUCCUGCCAACAAUGAGAUCUGCCGUGGAGCAACAGUUACAGCUGAUUGCCUUGGGGAGAGCAGACUUUCAAGAUGUCAAGCAACACACCCUGGACAUUUUCCACAGCAAGUUCCGCUACUUUGUGGACUGUAUUUCAGCCAUGGAUGAGCUGUUUGAGGUGACCUUCUCAUCUCUUGCCGACAGUGGGAAGCCCAUUUCUCGAUGUGGCAAAUGCCGAAGGUAUAUGAAGUUCAUCCCAGCAAAGCCUUCCCGUCUCUAUUGCUCCGCGUGUGACGAAACAUUCUCAUUGCCACAAAAUGGCAACAUCAAGCUGUAUAAGGAACUCAAGUGCCCACUGGAUGAGUUUGAGCUGCUUCUCUGGACAACUGGGGCAAAAGGAAAGACUUACCCAUUGUGUCCGUAUUGUUACAACAACCCACCUUUCAGUGACAUGAGGAAAGGGAUGGGCUGCAAUGAAUGCACACACCCAACUUGUUCUCAUGCUUUUGCCCAGAAUGGAGUGUCUGAAUGUGUGGAGUGUGACAAUGGAAUUCUUGUUUUGGAUUUGACCUCUGGACCAAAAUGGAGGAUGGCGUGCAAUAAAUGCAAUGUUGUGAUCCAUUUCUUUGAAGGAGCAUCAAAAGUUGGCGUGAAGGAAGAUAAUUGUGUUGACUGUGGAGCAAAUAAUGUGGAAGUGGCUUUUAAGGAAGGCAAGAGUCCUUUCCCAGAUGGUUCAACAGACCAUGUGGGCUGUGUCUUCUGUGAUCCGGUCUUCAAGCCGCUCAUGGAGAAACAUCAUGCUGUUGCACUGCGGAGAACUGGUGGGGCUAGCAGGUCUGCUCGAGGUGGACGAGGGCGAGGCAGGGGCAGAGGUCGAGGACGUGGUCGAGGAAAACCAAAGGACAAAAUGGCUCAGCUGGCAGCGUAUUUUGUGUAA
This is a messenger RNA of Candidula unifasciata, 2574 nucleotides long. NCBI's taxonomy places the organism in Eukaryota, Metazoa, Mollusca, Gastropoda, Stylommatophora, Geomitridae. The record is from the annotation of a GenBank genome assembly.